AUGCUUGUAAGAGAAAACAUUCGAAAAACCAAAUUCUUACUUCAAAAAACACUCAAAAACUUCAAAUGUCUCAUCUUUGGAGGAUACCAGAAACUCCCCAGAUCUCUUUCCUUCAAACCAUUCAUCGGUCGAACUCGAAGUAACAACAAUAGUGCAAGAACAACGUACACAAGUGAUCAAUUCUACAAUGAGUUUUACGAUAUUCUCCAAUCCGAUCUCAAUAGAAUGAAUCGAAACGGCGAGACUAAACUAACAGAAGGUGCUGCUGCAGCAACUGCAAGUAAUGUAAAUGUAAAGCAUGUGAGUUUUGUGAAACAAAGUCCACAAAAGAACGGUAAUGAAAAUAUAGCGAUGGAGAAGAAGAAGAACAAAGGGAAGAAGAACAAGAACGAAGGAGUUAAUGAAUUGGCAUUGAAGAUGAAGGAAUUGGAGAUGAAUGAUUCAGGUGAUGUUGAACAAGUUCUUGAUAUAGAAGAAGCACUUCAUUACUAUUCUCGUCUUAAGAGUCCGGUUUAUUUAGAUAUUGUCGACAAGUUUUUCACUGACAUGCAUUCUGAGUUUUCUGUUUCUCAAUCUUCUGUCAGAAACAAACAUUCUAAGACAAAAGGAAGAUUUGGAGCAAUAAGGUUGUAG
This is a messenger RNA of Lathyrus sativus (Indian pea), 633 nucleotides long. The record is from the annotation of a GenBank genome assembly. NCBI's taxonomy places the organism in Eukaryota, Viridiplantae, Streptophyta, Magnoliopsida, Fabales, Fabaceae.